Messenger RNA from Purpureocillium takamizusanense, 1301 nucleotides. RefSeq lists its product as uncharacterized. The record is from RefSeq and is a predicted model, not a curated record. Gene Ontology annotation, biological process: GPI anchor biosynthetic process. Lineage: Eukaryota; Fungi; Ascomycota; Sordariomycetes; Hypocreales; Ophiocordycipitaceae. Gene Ontology annotation, cellular component: glycosylphosphatidylinositol-N-acetylglucosaminyltransferase (GPI-GnT) complex. The coding region runs from base 394 to 1095 and encodes 233 amino acids. The transcript has a single exon.
CUCAACUCUCUGCCCGUGGACUCAACCUCUUCCCUAAACCUUCGUCCAGCUUCCGGUCCAAACAGCACCAUUGAGCUGCCCACGCCUCGCGAUCGCGGCAUUUGAACUAUUCCACGCCGGCCGACAAGCUUCUACUCCUACUUCAUAGGUCUGCGCCAUCUCCAGAAGCAUCGUCAUCGCGACAUCGAUCCCUUUCCCCCUGGGGGGACCAGGCAAUGGCCCAUCACUGAGCGCCCGUUACUACUACCACUCGCCUCGAAUCGUCUCAACCCCAACCAGUACAGCACACGAUCCAGACCCAGCGAACGGAACGAGCGAGCGAGCGACCCAAAGGGCAGCAGUCCGAAUCCAAAACAACGAAGAAGGCGAAAACAAAGCCCAAAACCGCCCGUGAUGAUCACCACGGCCGCCCCGCGCCUGCGCAUCCGCCGGCCCUCCCCCACGGCCGCCGAGUUCACCGUCACGACGCUCCCGCCGCCGACGCUCGCCCUGCGGCUCCUCGGCGCGCUCCUCCUGGCGCUGCGCCUGGGCCUCGCCCUCGCGACGCUGCUGCUCCUGCGCGCGCGCUGGACCACGUGCCCGCUCGCCGCGCCGCGGCCCGCCUCGCCGCGCGCGCCGCCCCCGUCGCCCCUCUCCGCCGACGCGCUGUGGUGGGCGCUCGACGCGUGGGACCGUGCGCCCGCGGGAGGCGAGGCCCUCGCGCGGCUCGCCUCGCGGGCGCCCCUGCCGCUGCUGCUGGCGGGCGCGGCGGCCGCGCUGUACCUGGUCGGCCUGCGCGCGCACCGCUCCGAGUCGCUGCUGGUGCUUCGCGGCCUGGGCGUGCAGACGACCGAGUCGGCGGGCACGUGGUUCUCGGGCGCGGCCACGCGCUUCAUCCCCACGGAGAAGAUCCAGGACAUUCUCGUCAACGAGGCGUUUCGCCGCUUCGAGGUCCGCUACUAUCUCGUCGUGGUCGUCGAGGGCGAGGAGGAUGUCGUCGUCGUGUUUCCGGGCCUGCUGCCCAGGCGUGGCAUCGUCGAGGCCGUGUGGAGAGGCGCGAGGGAGUGCCUGUACGAGGGGCGCGCUGAGGAUAGCAGCAAGGGGCAGUCGGUGUGAGCGAGGGAGAGCUGAGGGCGUGUGGUCUGUUUUGCGCAGGGUGGAUGAAGCGGGAUGAAGAAUUACACAUAUGAUACCCCCCUUGUUUUUUUUUCUGAGCGAUCAUGGGCUCUGCAUCUGCUUUAGACCGUGGAGCUUUCCCCAUCAGUACUACUAGACGUGAAAGGACGAAUACACAAGGCGACACCAUGUUGUCUCUUGAGCAC